Amoebophrya sp. A25 is the source of this 1620-nucleotide messenger RNA. The record is from the annotation of a GenBank genome assembly. Lineage: Eukaryota; Dinophyceae; Syndiniales; Amoebophryaceae.
GGACUUCCGUAGACUAGAAGCGUUCGACCGUAGGAGGCUCGCGCCGUGUUGAUUGCCGGCGGGCAGAGGUAGGGGCCUCGUUCUUUCCAUCUUCGGGCCCACUGCCUGGCCACCGGGAUGGCAGGCCAAGUCAUGAGGGGCUAGACCCUUCUUCCUCGGGUAGCCAUCCAAAACGGGCACGACAAAGGUAGAACCUGUGAAAAAGAAUCGCGCAACGAGGAGCAGGGGCUUAGGCUAAUGUUGGCCCCUCGCCUUUCUGGUAGGUUUCUCCCUUUUUGGUUUCGUCUCUUGUCGUUGUUGCUGUCUCUUCUUUGUUGCUUUGGGACCACUUGCCGCCCCUUUUUCCCCUUCGUGUCCUCCCUCGGCGCGCUGUCCUCGUCUCUCGCCUGCCCUCUUGGCGCCUUCUCCUCUUUCUUUCCACUCCGGGGACCUGGAGCGGCCCCCCGCCGGUCUUUUUUCUUCUCCUUUCUCCAUUUUGGGGGCUGUCUUCGCUUCCUCUCUUUCCCUGGGUUCUUCGGGCUGUUUCGCUGGGCUUUACGCUGGGCUCCUUUGCGCUCCUUGUCUGUCGUCUUGCUCUUCUUCUCUUUGUCUUUUCCCUCGGGCUUUGCCUUUCCCCUUCUGCUCCUUUUCUUCGUUCUCUCCCGCGUUUUCUUUCUUCUUCUCUUCUACUUCCUUGCAGCGGGUGGCCCAUCCAUCUUUUUGCAUUCUUCACACCACGCGGCCGGGCUUUCUGCCUGUCAGCUGCGUGCCCUCUCCUUGUAGGGGCAAGCGUUUACCUUCGUCGUCGGGUCUUCAUAGCACACCCGCUUGCUUCGUCUUGUGGUAUGCCUCCCAUCUUUUCUCGUCUUUUCUGACCCUUUUGGCGCGCUCGGCCAGUCCCAUGCUUCACCUGGCAGGCACAACGAGGAGCAAGGAGAAGCAGGAGCGACGCUCGGGCCAAUGUUGGCCCCUCGCCCUCCCGGUGGGUCUUUCUCCCCCCGGAGACAGGCAGACAGGCUCCACCAGAGAACCUUCCCUCUUAGAGAGUCUCUGAUACAUUUUCGGACCCUCUGCCCCUCUGUCUUCCAGCUUCUCUCUCUGCCUCCUGAACAUUGUGUAUGCCCCGGGGCGGCUUUUCUGGCUCUGUGGUCUUCGAGACUGGCUAGUAGCCCCGAGCCAGAUGCUUGCAUUAGUGGCGGUGAAUCUUGUCUAUAGCGUGGCCACUAGAUGGCAGAAUAGUCUGUAACUUUCCAACUACUUUGCAUUCUUGUUGCUUUUUGGUUCUUCCUUGGUUAGAUCGGUGCCAUGACAUUUUAGCGAUCGCACGCGGGCUCCCGCUCCGUUUGUCGGGGUUUCACGCAUGCGCCCGCCGCUGCUCUGGUGUCCGUUUUUUGAUUUGCUUCCGCUUUGUCAUAGAAGCAAGUGCGCGCUGCCACAGUUUUCAGUGGGUGCCCGCGGAGGACACAAGGCUGGUGAGGACUAAAUUUGUAAAAGAAUCGUUUUCCCUUGGUGAUGCGGUCACUGUGUAUGCCCAUGUUGCUAUCUUAUUUUCCUGCUUAGAUUAGGGCGGACUUAUAAUUUGAUACGAACAGCCUUCCGCGAAGAAAUUCCGGGAGGGACCGUUGGCGGGCCGUGCAGUCA